GCUUCCUCGGAGUUGAACAUACGUGUGAAAGAUCGAGCGGGGGAUGAUGUUGUAACACCUGGCAAGAAAAGCCGUAUGGGAAACAUUUUUAAGGAAGCUCCCAUUAAAGGAUUCAAAGAGGGAGCUGCCGACGCUUUGAAACGUCCACUUACAGGAAUAUUUCGUAGACCAGGAUCUCGUUCUGGACGAAAGCGAGAAGAUGUUGACUCAAGUACUUCCGGAGGUGGUCAAGGUAGCUUUUUUAUUAUUAUUUUAUUUUUGCGUCGUGACUCUUCAUGUCGUUGA
Messenger RNA from Cylicostephanus goldi, 285 nucleotides. The record is from the annotation of a GenBank genome assembly. Lineage: Eukaryota; Metazoa; Nematoda; Chromadorea; Rhabditida; Strongylidae.